GACACGUAGAAAUCCGUCAUCGAAUUAAUAAGGGAACCCUGGCUCACAUAUGAUGUCCGCCAGAAGUAGUAAUACUCACCAACAUCGUCCACGACGACAUUCACCACAAUCACACUUAAUCUUCUAAACCCCUCACACUAUGCCACGAAGUGUUCGCCGGUACGGCGACCUCGUCACAGCAGAUGGGAAACCUAUUACGGAUAAUCUCCGGGUGUUCAAGAAGGAAUUCCAGGUCGUUGACAAACCAGCUGUCACUGACCACAAUAUCCAUGAUGAUUAUAUUCGGGAUCCUCCACACAACCAAGGGACAUUGUCGAUCGAGGCUAUAGAACAGGAGCAUGAGGAGGAGCAGCGGCUGGCUCACCUGGCUCAGAAAGGUCGGAAGGGAAAGCGAAGGAUGUCGGUCUGAGGCACAUCUCACGUCUGUAUCAAUAGCAUAGAGUUCAAAGGAACUCAUCUUAUCUCUAUCAUCCCCUGCUCACUGUGCGGGAAUCUCCAUCUGCAGGGUGGCACACAUAACCACGAGAGCUCCUGUGAACAUUCGCCACAAUCAUGCUUCUAUUCUCCUCCUUCCCACCUUCCAACUUCCACCUCUCCGGGUCCUUCAUCUUCCAUCCCAACUUCAUCUUCGCCUGCGCAACGUACCCCACCUCGCUUGUACUCCUCGAUAUCCUAUCCAGGCGUUUCUCCUCCUCUGACAUCAGACAGAGAACGUGGGCGGGGGGACCUCGUCGUGCACGUCGGAUAGUACGUUUGAGGACUUCACCUCGUCGUUCUCGUGUAUAUUCACGCAACUUGUUCACGUUCUUCUCCCGACGCGCUUGUUUGAUCUGCUCGAGCAUGGUGGGAGGGUAAGGGAGCUUCCUUCUCUUGUCAUCAUCAACGAAGUACUUCUGAAUAGUGUCCAGACGUUCUUGUAUAUGCCCCACUGUAUAUCACUGCUGCAUCAGGACUCUCUCAUAGUUGACCUGAGAAAAUAAACGUACUCCAAUCCUGAUGUCCAAACACGCGCUCAAAGCCUUUUUCUCCCCUAUUCUUUACCUCCUCAGCCAACAUAAGUUCGAAUUUAUUCUCUCUUUGCAGGUCAUCUCGCCAGUCCCAUAACAACUCCCUAAGCGAGAACCUCCGCAUUCGCGCCUUCUUUCGC
This is a messenger RNA of Somion occarium, 1147 nucleotides long. The record is from the annotation of a GenBank genome assembly. NCBI's taxonomy places the organism in Eukaryota, Fungi, Basidiomycota, Agaricomycetes, Polyporales, Cerrenaceae.